Molecule: messenger RNA, 544 nt
Organism: Melanotaenia boesemani (Boeseman's rainbowfish)
Lineage: Eukaryota; Metazoa; Chordata; Actinopteri; Atheriniformes; Melanotaeniidae
Gene: rplp1
Product: ribosomal protein, large, P1
Exons: 4
Coding region: 152-499 (115 amino acids)
Biological process (GO): translational elongation; cytoplasmic translation
Cellular component (GO): cytosolic large ribosomal subunit; ribosome
Molecular function (GO): ribonucleoprotein complex binding; protein kinase activator activity; structural constituent of ribosome
Source: RefSeq, a predicted model, not a curated record
CCCCCGCCACCUUCUCUCCCUUUUCCGCUGUAGGAAGUUAACGUGCCUAUAGGUGCUCGGUUCUUCAUCCGAAGCUAAGGUCCACAAUCCGGCGACUAGCACCGUCAAAUUUAGGCAUCCGACGCCACAAAUAUAAAAUCUAACAUCUAUAAUGGCAUCUGUCUCCGAGCUCGCCUGCAUUUACUCUGCUCUGAUCCUCCACGACGAUGAAGUCGCCGUCACCGAGGACAAGCUGAAUGCUCUGAUCAAGGCUGCUGGAGUCACUGUGGAGCCCUUCUGGCCAAGUCUGUUUGCCAAGGCUCUGUCCAGCAUUGACAUUGGCAGUCUGAUCUGCAACGUUGGAGCCGGAGGUGGAGCCCCAGCUGGCGCCCCUGCUGCAGGAGGUGCUGCUGCUGCUGCUGCUAGUGACGCCCCAGCUAAAGAAGAGGAGAAGAAGGAGGAGAAGAAGGAAGAGUCUGAGGAGUCUGAUGACGACAUGGGCUUUGGUCUCUUUGAUUAAAAAAGCUGUUUUUCUAAGAAAACACAAUAAAAAAUACAAAAAGUG